Messenger RNA from Penicillium canariense, 1386 nucleotides. RefSeq lists its product as uncharacterized. The transcript is spliced from 3 exons. The record is from RefSeq and is a predicted model, not a curated record. NCBI's taxonomy places the organism in Eukaryota, Fungi, Ascomycota, Eurotiomycetes, Eurotiales, Aspergillaceae. The coding region runs from base 1 to 1386 and encodes 461 amino acids.
AUGGCAGGCAACAUACCCAGGCGCGGGGCUAUCAGGGAGAACACUGACGAAAUCGCUGAUGAAGAGCUCAAUACACAUGCAGGCCGCAAGGAACAGUCCCCAGACUCCCAGAUCAGGAUUUCGCUACGAGACAACGCGCAAUCUCUUCAGAUUGGCCAGAAUUAUGGCACAGUCAAUUUUGGUCCCCCAGCGUCACUUUUUGAUACUUUGUAUCAACAAGCAAGCGACAACCGUAGCUACUAUAAGCCGUAUACAAAGGUCAUAAACCGAAAUAUCAAGAAGCAUCUGUUGUACAUCGCUGAUCGCUUCAAUUUCCUGGAUUGCGGGUUUGCGGAAUAUUUUCAGUCGGUUGUACCAUCCUUUGACCGAGACUAUGUCGAGCAACGUCUCACACAUAUUCGAGAAGAUAUUACAAAACGACAAAGUCCCAAUCCAGCCAGCGUGGAGAACCCAGAAACAGCCUAUCUUGGAGAUCUUGGCGCAUUCUGUGAAGCCUUGUCCAAAACAUGGAAUUACGAUGCCAAUCAGGACCCACCCCGGCUAUUGAGCCCAGUUUUCAAUUCUACCCAUCGGCAAAAUCAGGAAAUUUUCGAAUACCUACAAGAUGCCUUUGAGACACAUUACUGGGAGCUAAUGCUGGACAUAUUUAUGCAGUGGCAUAGGAACACGAAAAGUCUUAGUGGAGAAAUCGUCCUCAAAGUCCUGAGAAGCCUAGAAAGGGAAAUCAGAAGCGGCCGAAACCAGCUUCUUCGCGAUAUGAAAGCACAGUCAGAGGACUCCCCUGAAGAUUUGGCUCCAAUCAUGCAAGGAAUUGAUGAAAGAAUCGCCAUCCUGGAGUCUGUGGGCGAUCUGGGCAAUAAUCCUCAAUUGGAAAUGCAGGGACUGUUGACACUCCCAGUCUCCCAGCCGCAUAGUUCCCAGUCCACAUCCCCUGGAGAGCCUUUGGUUGCUGGGACAUCCGCGGGACUGAUGAAAGAAAAAGAAAACGUCGGGCUUAUAGCCUUGAUCCUUAUAUUCCUAAUCGCGGCUGUCGUUCCAGGAUACAAAGCAUUCUCAAUAUCCAUGAAGUCUAGCGCACCAGGCUCGUUUCAUGAUGCAGAAUUCAUGUACCUGAUCCAGAGCAGUCUCAUGUCCGUGCUCGGCAAUUUGGUCAUGGUUAUUCCCUUAUUGAAGAAGUCUUUGUUUUCACCAGCUUACGGCACGAUGUGGAUGUUUUUCACCUUGGGGUUGCUUUUUGCAAUCAUCUCGAUUGUCAUCUACCCAUUUAUAAAUACCGGCUGGAGCUCCAUGGUGGCCUUUUUUAGUUCUAUUGCUUCCGUCGCCUCGGUUUUGGUUAUGACGCAGGAUGCAGCGAGGGAUGGGCCUCAGAAGGAGAAAAAGGAUUGA